Molecule: messenger RNA, 2006 nt
Organism: Gadus chalcogrammus (walleye pollock)
Lineage: Eukaryota; Metazoa; Chordata; Actinopteri; Gadiformes; Gadidae
Product: natural killer cells antigen CD94-like
Exons: 1
Coding region: 98-856 (252 amino acids)
Source: RefSeq, a predicted model, not a curated record
ACUUAGCCACACUGUCAUGCAGAACGCACAGAAAGACCAACCACUGAAAGGGGUAGGACGAUAAGAUAAACUCUCUGAAAACCGUUUAGUCCAGAUUAUGGCUGAGGACGUGAUUUACGCAACGCCCAACAUGAAGACCAAGGUCAGGUAUACACAAGGAGAGAGAGAGGAGAGGAUAGUGGACAUCUACGCUAGCCUGGAGAGCCUCAGAGAUCCACAGCAGCACUCUGUGGGGACAGAGGAGUCCUCCAAGUCUCUGGGAACAGGAAGAAGUCAGCGGCCGGACGCUGUGAGCCCUCCUUGGUGUCCUAUCAGGGCUGUGGUGGUGCUUCUGGGCCUGCUGUCUGUUGUCCUGCUGGCUGGACUGCUGGGGUUGGCCGUUAAAUACAAGACCGACGUGGAGCAUCAUUUCCUAACGAUCAAGAAUUUGACAGAACAGAGAGACUCACUGCUUUGUAAACAGUGCUGUCCAGAUGGUUGGAGGAAGUUUGGUUGUAAAUGUUACAAGGCUACCGACCUGUAUCUAUCCUGGAAUAAGAGCAGGGAGUUCUGUGUUUCCCACGGAGCAGAUCUGGUGGUGGUGGACAGUAAAGAGGAGAUGGACUUCAUUAACAGGUGGUACAACGUGUACUUCUGGCUCGGAGCGACAGAUGAGGCCAGUGAAGGGAUGUGGAGUUGGGUUGAUGGGACCGUCCUGUCACUGGAUGACCCCUCCUGGAGUACAGGGGGACCUCAAGGUGGUGGGGGCAAGAACUGCUUAAGGAUGGCCAGGGAGCAGAGCCAAUUUAAAUGGACAGAUGAGAGCUGUGAAUACACAAGCAUUGUGGGGCUUUGUGAACUCAAUUUAAUGAAGUGAAUUAUUUUGGCCUUCUCUGUACACGUGCCUCUUCACUUGAUGCCAACAUACAUCGGCUGCUUUGUUUCAUACAUGUUUGGUUCCUUCAUUCGAUAAGAGCUGUGAUUGGCUGCAAGUUGUUCAUUUAAAGCAGAUGAGAUGCACUGGUCACUGCAGGAGAUGUACAACGUUGUACAUAGAUGCUGCUCUUGUUACUACUUGUAAAAAAAUGUCAAUGUUUCCACAGUUGCUCUUGGUCCUAUAGGCUGAGGUUAGGAGGUAAAGAGUCACACAGUCAUUAACUGGUCUUCAGCUGCUGUAAACCACACUCGUUCUCUAUCGAGGGCUGCCUUUGUCCCCUCAACGAUGUGAAGAUCACCCUUCAAAAAAUUGAAAUGUCAUUCAUAACAGAUGUGUUAAAAACAGAUGUUGUAAACUAUAUUCAUUUUUACAUUGAAUUAGCCUAGUUUUUUGCUUCUUUUUCGGGUAAAAUCCAUCACGAAAAAUGUUGUACGAUCUUUUGAAUGUUGUCCCCACUCGUAACCCAGUUCACUCUCCUUUUUAUUCACCUAAAAUGGCAAUAUUUUAAGGUGCUGCGUUUGUUCUCGUCAAACAGAAACAAGUUCCUCCUCAUUUCUAAGUAAAUAAGGAUAUCAGUGUAUAACCAUGGUAACACAUCAUUGAUAUCCAGAUAUCAACUGUAUUGCAAUAAACUACAUUGUGUCCUUGAGCAAGUGUCUUCAUGUUAUCUUGUUAAGUGUUGUCUCCUUCUUAACACUUUGCAGCCAGCUCCAACAUGUGUCUAUCAAAUGGAGGAAACAAAUUACGGAACAAAAUAACCACAUCCUGAGUGGGAUGAAAAAGAAGACGAUUUUUGUAGAGUGACGUAAACAAAUGUCCGUGUUUGACUGACAUAAGGUCCAUGGACCUCAGAGCCCUCAGGUCCGUUGUAAAGGCCAUUGGUUCUGCUCACAGACACCCGUCAUCUUGAGGCCCUUCUCCUCAUCCUCUCACUCUGUUAUUUAUGUCAUUUGGUUUCCAUUCUCCAUCUGUUCACCACAUGUCCUGGUCCUUAUCCCCGCACUCACAGAUCCUGCCACUUCCAUCUGCAAUCACUUCCUUCCCCUCACCUGAGCUUCCUCUUCAGUCCAACACCUGCAUUUCAUUCCCC